Rhinichthys klamathensis goyatoka is the source of this 949-nucleotide messenger RNA. Its product is annotated as OX-2 membrane glycoprotein-like. The transcript is spliced from 5 exons. Gene Ontology annotation, molecular function: cell-cell adhesion mediator activity. The record is from RefSeq and is a predicted model, not a curated record. Lineage: Eukaryota; Metazoa; Chordata; Actinopteri; Cypriniformes; Leuciscidae. The coding region runs from base 75 to 920 and encodes 281 amino acids.
CCUUUCACUUUCAAAAUUAGGACUAGCCUAUAUAUUUGUGUCUCAUUACAAACGGACCAUGCCAAACAUUCGACAUGUUGUGUCUGUUGAACUUGAUCCUAAUUUUAAGCUUCAUAAACAGAGCUUACCUUUCAGAUAUUGUAGCACAAGGAGACACAGAUGUUGUGUUGGGUCAGGAUGCUUCACUCUCUUGUACGCUGCCGUUUGUGUCUGGAGUCAAACAGGUCACCUGGCAGCGGGUGCGCACGCACGAAAAUGUACAAACUCUGGCAACAUUCAGCGAACAAUUCCAGGAUAAUGUGGAUGAGGAGUAUGUGGGAAAAGUCACUUUAACUCUGGCGACAUUUAAUUCAACAUCUAUUAAGAUCAAAAACACAACAUUUGAAGACGAGGCUUGCUACAUUUGUUCCUUCAAAGUGUAUCCAUCAGGACCUAAACGAAAAACCCUGUGCCUCACUGUUAAAGGUAUUUCAGAAAUAACAGCAGAAGUGAAUCCUUCACCCACUUCUGAUUCAGAUGUUGUAGUCUCAUGUUCAGCCACUGGUAAACCAACUCCAACAAUCCAGUGGAAAUCCUCAGAGAAAGACCUGAAGCACUUUAGUUCAAAGAAUUUCACAACGCUCAACAAAGACAGUUCAACCACCAUUACAAGAAACAUCACAAUUCCACUGUCACAGUUUCAUGGGAAGUACGUGGAAUGUUUGGCUCAGAGUGACAGCGUGGAGAAGAGGUUCCAAAUCUACGUGCCUCAAGAUGAUGAAGCGAACAACACUACACCAAGAAGUUACAUCAUUACAUUUUCAGUCAUCAUUGUCAUGACUAUUGUGAUUACUGUCAUUUUUGUCAUCUGUCUUCACACCAGGCUAAAGAGAGCCAGUUUUGUGAUGAAAUCCCUGAAUGACCCAAACGAUCGAUGUUAACUCUGCAGCUACCUCAUAGAAUGCUUUUU